Messenger RNA from Saprolegnia diclina VS20, 1531 nucleotides. RefSeq lists its product as hypothetical. The transcript has a single exon. Gene Ontology annotation, cellular component: extracellular region. The record is from RefSeq and is a predicted model, not a curated record. The coding region runs from base 1 to 1443 and encodes 480 amino acids. Gene Ontology annotation, molecular function: hydrolase activity, hydrolyzing O-glycosyl compounds; protein binding. Lineage: Eukaryota; Oomycota; Saprolegniomycetes; Saprolegniales; Saprolegniaceae. Gene Ontology annotation, biological process: proteolysis; cellulose catabolic process.
AUGAAGCUCAGUCUCACCUUGGCGCUGGCCGCCGCUGCCAUCACGACCGUCUCGUCUGCCAUCUGCAAGGGCCUCGCACCCCCGUCGUACACCGACGCUGUGAAAACCAACCCGCAGUUCGCGCCGGCCAUCGACAUGAUCAAGCAGUACCCGGUCGCCAACUGGUAUGUCGACUGCGGCAGUGACUCGAUCAAUGAGCUCAUGGCCACGUGCCCCAAUGACACCCCUGUCAUCAUCAUCUACGGUCUGCCCCAGAAGGACUGCGCGUCGAGCUCGAGCAACGGCAAGAACACCAACGCCGACCAGUACAAGGCGUGGGUCCAGUCGUUGGCCAACAAGGUUGGCAACCGCAAGGUCAUUUACAUUUUGGAGCCGAACGCCAUUGGCCUCUACUCGACCGGCGACGGCGACAAGUGCGCUAAAAAGUACGGAUACCAAGAGAACCUCGCCGCGGCCACGAGCAUCCUCGCGGCCAACAGCAACGCGCAGAUCUACGCGGAUGUCGCGGGCUGGGCCUUCCAGGAACCUGCCAUCAAGGCCCUCAAGAAAAUCGGCAAACUCGGCAAGCUCACGGGUAUCCCGAUCAACACGUCCAACUACAAGCAAACGGUUGACAUGAACCAGCUGUGCCAGUCGUACUCGCGGCAGACGGGUGGUCUUCACUGCAUCAUUGACACGUCGCGCAACUUUAACGGGUCGCCGCAGAACGAGUGGUGCAACGCACGGUCGGCCGGGAUUGGCGCGCCGCCGACGGACAAGACGGGCAACCCACUCGUCGACUACUACCUCUGGCUCAAGGUCCCCGGCGAGUCGGACGGGCAGUGCGUGGGCCAGUCGAGCGACUCGAGCGCCGGUCCCGACGCCGGUCUCUUCUUUCCCGACGGCUUCCAGCGUCUCUGGAACCAGGGCUACUUUGUGGCGGGAGGUGCACCCAAGAUCGGCCAAGCCCCGGCGCCGACCCCAGCAUCUUCUAGCAGCCAGUGCACGAUUGAAGCCAACACCGACUACUACGGCAACGACCUCAGUCGGCACCCCGUGAGUGGCGACGCAAACAGCUACGUGAGCGUCUGCUGCGACAAGUGCUCGACAACGAGCGGUUGUGCCGGCUUUACGAUCAACGACGGCUUCUGCUACCUCAAGAGCAAGCUCGAAAACAAGAGCUCGAGCAAGACAGCCGUUUCGGGCAGCCGGUCGAGUGGAUCGUGCGGUGCGACCGAGGCCAACACCGACUACUACGGCAGUGACCUCACCCGGCACCCGGUGAGUGGUGACGUCAACAACCAAGCCCGAUUUUGCUGCGAUAAGUGCUCGGCAACGGGUGGUUGUGCCGGCUUUACGGUCAACGACGGCUUUUGCUACCUCAAGAGCAAGCUCGAAAACAAGAUUUGGAGUGCGACGGCCGUCUCGGGCAGCCGGUCGUCUUCGCGCCUACGCCGUGCUUGAUGCCGCUGAUGUAUCCGUCGAUGCCAUGAUAUCGAAUCAAUAAUGCCUCCAAAAUGCAUAAUACAUCAUCAUGUUGACAUUCCUGAAA